AUUUUUGAGAGACGACUAUUUAUGUCGUCUGAAUUUCGGCGACCAAUGGGACGAAGGCAGCGAAUUUAAAAAGGAGCCGGGCAUCACAACGUCAUACGUAAACAUUCUGUACGAGAACAGGAGCUGUUACGCCUGUUUCCAAAGCAAGAUACAAUGGCAAACAUCAUCUUUCCAGAGCGAGAAAACGUCUGUCUCCAUGCGCCUACCCUGAUGAGGCAGCGGCUCAAGUCUGCUCCAGAGAAACUCCUGAAAUCGCCCAUGCCUGUUAAAACCUUGGCCACUCCUCUGGCGUCUGGUCGUAAGGCUUUUGGUGCCAUCAACAAAAAGGUCUCCACACCUGCUGUCUUUGCACAAGAGAAAAAACGUCUAAAGCCACAGGAAACCAAAGUGAAGUGUGUGCCUCAAACCCAUGUGGGGGAAUAUCCAGAAAUUGAGAAGUUCAUCCCUUAUGACCCACUAGAGUUUGAGAAGUACAGCCUACCUGAAGACUUGGUUCUUCUGGGUGGCUGUGCCCUGCCCGGACUAGCACGUCCCUCACACGCUCCACAUCUGUGCGAGGAGGACCUGGAACCGUUGGCACCACUCCCAAGCUUGUCUCCUGUAAAAAUGCCAAGACGUUCAGAUGACUGCUUGGAGCUCAAUGCAUUUCUUCAAACCUUGGAGGAGCUCACUGUUGACCUUCCUCCAGAACCUGUUGCUGACUAAAUAUUAAUGUGAUUUUACCUGUCUUGACUGCUUUGAAUGACUUUCUUUAAAUUGAAAUAAAGUUUAUUUUCCCACCAUUUUUAAA
This is a messenger RNA of Betta splendens (Siamese fighting fish), 790 nucleotides long. It is a transcript of the gene pttg1, whose product is annotated as PTTG1 regulator of sister chromatid separation, securin. Gene Ontology annotation, biological process: chromosome organization. The record is from RefSeq and is a predicted model, not a curated record. Gene Ontology annotation, cellular component: cytoplasm; nucleus. NCBI's taxonomy places the organism in Eukaryota, Metazoa, Chordata, Actinopteri, Anabantiformes, Osphronemidae. The transcript has 6 exons. The coding region runs from base 154 to 705 and encodes 183 amino acids.